Molecule: messenger RNA, 943 nt
Organism: Westerdykella ornata
Lineage: Eukaryota; Fungi; Ascomycota; Dothideomycetes; Pleosporales; Sporormiaceae
Product: 40S ribosomal protein S6-B
Exons: 3
Coding region: 18-737 (239 amino acids)
Biological process (GO): translation
Cellular component (GO): ribosome
Molecular function (GO): structural constituent of ribosome
Source: RefSeq, a predicted model, not a curated record
GCAAUUCAGCCGUCAAGAUGAAGCUGAACAUCUCGUACCCCGCCAACGGCACGCAGAAGCUGAUCGAGAUUGACGAUGAGCGCAAGCUCCGCGUCUUCAUGGACCGCCGUAUGGGCCAGGAAGUUCCGGGCGACAGCGUCGGCGACGAGUUCAAGGGCUACAUCUUCAAGAUCACCGGCGGCAACGACAAGCAGGGUUUCCCGAUGAAGCAGGGUGUCAUGCACCCUACUCGUGUCCGACUUCUGCUCUCCGACGGUCACUCCUGCUACCGCCCCCGUCGCACCGGCGAGCGCAAGAGGAAGAGCGUCCGUGGCUGCAUCGUCGCCGGAGAUCUCUCCGUCCUCGCCCUUAGCAUCGUUAAGCAGGGAGAGAACGACAUCCCCGGUCUCACCGAUACCGUACACCCCAAGCGCUUGGGUCCCAAGAGGGCUACCAAGAUCCGUCGCUUCUUUGGCCUCAGCAAGGAAGAUGAUGUCCGCAAGUUCGUUAUCCGCCGUGAGGUUCAGCCCAAGGGAGAGGGCAAGAAGCCCUACACCAAGGCCCCCAAGAUCCAGCGUCUGGUUACUCCCCAGCGUCUGCAGCACAAGCGCCACAGGAUCGCGCUCAAGCGCCGCCGUGCGGAGGCUUCCAAGGAUGCCGCGAACGAGUACGCCCAGAUUCUCCAGAAGCGUAUCAGCGAGGCAAAGUCUGCCCACGAUGAGGCCAAGAAGAGGAGGGCUUCUUCCAUGAAGCACUAAGGGGUGGUGUUGGAUGUACAAGUCGGUGGAAUGACAUAUUCGGCGUCGGGCUCCCUUAUGAAAACUUGGGGUUUCUGGGCAUGGUUCAUAUCAUGGGCUCCUACGGCGCGGCAAUUGUUUCUCAGAUAGGGCAAUUGCACCUUGAAAACAGCCGACACUUCGGCGCUUCUAAUCCGUUGUGUGAUACCCUUUUUCUAAUCGGCGUC